Penicillium egyptiacum is the source of this 2130-nucleotide messenger RNA. NCBI's taxonomy places the organism in Eukaryota, Fungi, Ascomycota, Eurotiomycetes, Eurotiales, Aspergillaceae. The record is from the annotation of a GenBank genome assembly.
AUGAACAAUCAAGAUCUCCAUCAACAAAUGCCCCAGCAGGAGGCUAACGAAGAAACGCCUUUGCUGCGUGCUGCUCCUACCACCCAACCAUAUUCCGUGUUCACACCAACACAGAAACGCCUCAUCAUUUUGACAGCGGCACUGGCUUCCAGCUUUUCACCUCUGUCUGCCAAUAUCUACUACCCAGCAUUGAAUUCCAUUGCUAAGGACUUGCGAGUGAGUCCAUCUCAAAUUAAUCUGACGAUCACGACAUACAUGAUAUGCCAGGGCCUCGCUCCAAUGUUAACAGGAUCAUUGGCAGACCAAGCCGGUCGUAGGCCCGCGUACAUCCUUUGCUUCGUGAUAUAUAUUUUUGGGAACAUUGCCCUCGCUCUACAACACAGUUUUCCAGCGCUUUUAGCUCUUCGUGCUGUUCAAAGCUGUGGCAGUAGCGGCACCGUGGCCCUUGCAUCCGCAGUGGCAGCCGAUAUUAUCACAUCUGCUGAGCGAGGUAUGUACAUGGGCUUUACCUCCCUAGGAAACAUUCUUGCUCCAUCCAUCGGGCCAAUCCUUGGUGGUGUUUUGAGUAAGUAUAUGGGCUGGGAAGCAAUAUUCUGGUUCCUUGCUAUUGCAGCCGGUACUUUCUUCAUGCCACUUCUGCUCUUCUUCCCAGAGACAUGUCGUGGCAUUGUGGGAAAUGGGUCGACUCCUGCGGUUGGAUGGAAUCGAGCCAUUUGGAGUUACUUACAGACCACCACCACAGUGGCCCCGCCUGCACCAACUGUGCUGAGGAGGCGCGUGAAUGUCCCUAACCCAUACUCAACUCUACGUUUGCUUUUCCACCGACCGGUGGGACUGGUGCUUUUGGCAAAUGGAGUUAUAUUCAGCAGCUACUACGCCGUCACAGCUGGAAUUCCCGCACUAUUCCAGAGAAUCUAUGACCUAGAUGACCUUGGUAUUGGACUAUGCUUCAUACCUGCAGGCUUGGGGUCAUUGCUCAGUGCAACUGCCAACGGAGUAUUAGUUGACUGGAACUACCGGCGAACUCGACGGAACGGCGGUCAGACGGUACACAAGAACCAAAACCAGGACAUCAUUGCAUUUCCCAUUGAACAGGCGAGGUUGCAGAUUGGUCUGCCAAUGACAAUACUUGCAGCUGCCUCAAUAGUCGUCUAUGGAGUAUUGAUACCCCUGAAGCCACCGCUCCUGGUUGCGCUUAUGGUGGUGUUUGUAAUUUGCUUUUGUAUUACGGCGGCAUACAACGUGAUGAACAUUCUCAUCGUCGACUUGUACUACGAGACGCCUGCUACCGCAAUGGCUGCUAACAACCUUGUGCGCUGUUUCUUGGGCGCUGGUGCUGCAGCCGUGGUCAACCCUCUGAUCAGGCGGAUUGGUGUGCAAUGGACAUACUGUUCUGUGUCGGGCGCAAUCGCUCUGGUCACGCCGAUUCUAAGUAUGGUUUACGCUCAGGGUUGGGAAUGGCGCAAGAAACAGGCCGAGACUGCUGCACAACUGCGAACUAUCUUCCCCUUCCCCUGGACUCCAAAUCAGCAACUGCAAAUACGGUAUCCUGGAGGCCAAUGGAUCACUCCUGGUAUGGAAUUGGACAUCCGAGAGACCAGCACGACCCCAGAGAUCAGUACCAUGAACCUGGGGUGUAAUAAGAAAUACAUUAUUCUCUUCAUCGACCUCGACGCCAUCCUACCAGGAACCCGUAUCCAAUCAGUCAUUCUACACUGGUACCACGCAAAUCUCAUGGUAGAUUGCACAAAGCCAUCCCCUCCUUCCACACUCGUUCCCGGCAAGGGCCACGGAGACAAGCAUGACCCGAUAGCCUCGUACAUAGCUCCUCGUGCACCACCAAAUACUCACCACCGUUAUGUCUAUCUUCUUUUCGCGCAGCCCCCAGCCUAUCAAUUCCCUGAAUGCUUCUCACAUGUGUUCCCGGAGACUGUUAGCGCCCGUGCCGGAUUUGACAUCAGGAAGUUUUUGCAGGCAGCAGGCUUGGACCAUCCGGUUGCCAUGAACUAUUUCAUUGGUAGACAUGAACCUACCGAAGGCGAGACAAGCACGAUGCCUCAGGGUGCGACAACGACCUCGUUCCGUUCCGUGGAUUGUCCCACGAGGACCGCCGGUGGUGUCAUGAGCUAA